CAGCCUCUUUAUCGCUCCUCAAGUCUGCUGAGCUGAUAAACCGUUGAAACAUUGUUAAUAACGGCACAUUAAAAGCUUAGCUAAACGCUCGUUACAAAUAGUUUCACGCAUUUCAGCAUCUGGUUAACUGCUCGGUUUUUAAUACUAAUUUUCCGUACUGCAAAAUGGCUACACGUGCCUUAAUGGUAGUGACUUUAUUAGCCUUUUGUGGUUGUUCACUCACAUUCGCCGCAAAAUCCUGGUGGGAAACCGCCUCGUUCUAUCAGAUUUAUCCACGUUCUUUCAAGGAUAGCGAUGGCGAUGGUGUUGGCGAUCUGAAUGGUGUCACAAAUGUGCUACCAUAUCUGAAGGAGAUUGGCAUUACUGGCGCUUGGUUGUCGCCAUUCCUCAAAUCGCCCAUGGCAGAUUUCGGUUAUGAUGUCUCCAACUUUACAGACGUCGAUCCACUGUUCGGCACAAUGGAGGACUUCGAGCGCUUGCUGGCCAAGGCCAAAGAGUUGGAUAUCAAAAUACUUUUGGACUUUGUACCAAAUCAUUCGAGUGAUGAGUGUGAAUGGUUCAUUAAAUCGGCCGCAAGAGAUCCCGUAUACAAGGACUAUUAUAUGUGGCAUCCAGGUAAGUUGGUGGAUGGUAAACGUCAGCCACCAAACAACUGGGUCAGCCUAUUUUACGGUUCGGCAUGGCAGUGGCAUGAGGAGCGCCAAGAGUACUACCUGCAUCAGUUUGACAAAAAACAACCGGAUUUCAAUUUUCGCAAUCCCGCAGUGCGCGAAGAAAUGAAUAAUGUCUUGCGCUUCUGGUUGAACAAGGGUGUCGAUGGUUUUCGUAUUGAUGCCAUCCACCACGUCUUCGAGAUUGAGGCUGAUGAAGAUGGUAACUAUGCAGACGAGCCCUUGAGUGGUUGGAGUGACGAUCCACUGAAUUACGGCUAUAUUCGCCACAUUUACACGGUUGAUCAGUGGGAGAACCCGCAUCUGGUGUAUGAGUGGCGUCAGGUUUUGGAAGAUUACAAAGCAGAACAUGGCGGCGAUGAGCGUAUUUUGAUGAUCGAGGCCUGGUCAUCCUUAGAUAUCAUGAUGCAAUACUACGGUAAUGAGACCGCAGAAGGUGGUCAAAUACCCUUCAACUUCCAAUUGAUUUCUUAUUUGUACACGGACUCCAAUGCACAUCUUUAUUCCGAAGUGAUCAACAGAUGGUUCCAAUACAUGCCGACUGGUAGAACACCUAACUGGGUGAUCGGUAAUCACGACAAAAGUCGUGUGGCUACGCGCUUUGGUGCCGAACGCAUUGACCUCUUCAAUAUACUCUUGCUCACAUUGCCGGGUUGCAGUAUCACCUACUAUGGCGACGAGAUCGGCAUGACUGACGUUUGGAUAUCCUGGGAGGAGACCGUCGACCCACAGGCGUGCAACAAUGCGCAGGAAGGUUAUGAAUGGCGUUCACGCGAUCCGGCACGAACACCCCACCAGUGGAGCGAUACUGCGAAUGCUGGUUUUACCACGGGCCAAAAAACAUGGCUACCUAUCGCGGAAGACUACAAGCUCGUUAAUGUAAAACGGCAGCGCAGUGUGGCUUUGAGUCAUUUAAACGUCUUCAAAAAUCUACAACAGCUAAGAAAGACGGCAACCUUACAGGAUGGUGAGACAGAGGUUAAAGCGUUGAAUGACUAUGUCUUAGCCGUCAAGCGCUCACUGCGUGAAAAUUACACAUACAUAACGCUGCUCAACAUUUUUGAUCACAUUGAAAAUUUCAACCUGCAUGAACACUUCGCUGACCUGCCGACGGAAUUCGAAUACGUCUUGAUAACCGAUCGCUCUAUCAGGAGAAAGGGCGAUAAGACUCCCACCAGCAGCGUCACGCUUAUGCCACACGAGUCCAUUGUGUUGAGAUCCAGCGUUCGAGUUUAACAAGCUUUUGAGUGUUUAGAUGGGGGCCGUAAAAGUGUUAGGCCGUACUCAAGUAUUCAGUCAGCUCAUAUAUAUUAUGAUGAUAUUAAAUAUUAAGUUAAUAUUUUUAUUGUUUUGAUACAAAUUAUAAAGUGUUUUUACUGGCGGCAUGGGCCUCUUCAGUUUUGAAAACAAAAAAAGUAACGUCAAGAGAAUACGU
Messenger RNA from Bactrocera neohumeralis, 2106 nucleotides. Its product is annotated as maltase A3-like. The coding region runs from base 165 to 1907 and encodes 580 amino acids. The record is from RefSeq and is a predicted model, not a curated record. Lineage: Eukaryota; Metazoa; Arthropoda; Insecta; Diptera; Tephritidae. The transcript has 6 exons. Gene Ontology annotation, biological process: carbohydrate metabolic process.